ACCUAGCUAACAAUAGUAACAGCAACAGGCCUAGAUUUUAUCAGCUCGACCGCCACUCUCUUGUAGGUCGUCUCAACUUUUGCGCGCCAUAAUUGUGUGUGCAUACGUGCAGUUCGCCGUUCAGUGGUGCAGUUCGUGCUUUGUUCUCGCUGCUUGCGGAGCAGAACGCCAGCUCUGGAAAGGAAGAAAGGAGUGUUCCUUCCGCCAAAAGAAGGGUGCCGUUUCCUCCGCCCGUUGUCUUCCCAGUGUAGUGUGAAGUGUUCGUUUGCAGUUUGGUGGUCUUCUUAGGCAAGGAUGAGAGAAGUGAUCGUAUCAAUGCUGAGCAUCCCCAGACGUCACCAUUGGCCCUGGUGGGUUUUGGUGCGCUGGACUGUUUUGCUGCUGGUCGUGGUGUUCGCCGACGCUCAGCGAGGUCGCUGCUAUGCCUCUCGAGCCGCUCUCGGCCCACAUUCACCGCACUGGCAUUCUGACUCGGACUUUAUUCCCGACCAAAGCAGUGCCAUGUCGGCGGUGCGCGGACACCAUGACACAGGCCAUGCAAUGUCCGAACAGAGUUUGCAUUCUGCUGAUAGCUCGGCGCUGGCCAGGACCCGGCGCAAUCCGUGGCAGCAGACUGAGGUUUGGUUUAUCAAUCUGGUGGAGCGUGGGAACGUCAGUAUGGAACUGAAAGGGCAGUUUGUGGACCUUCGCUACAUACGACUGGGCUUCGGAGACACGCGAAAGAACCGGGCAUCCGUGACCAUCAAUGAUCGGGUACACGUUGCGGAAUAUUACAAGGGGCAAGUGGUGGAGAAUAAAACGCGUCACGUCAACAGUGACUAUCCCGUGAUACCGGCAAAUAGCAUAUGGUUCGUAGUAUCGUACAUUCACCAGACAAUGGAUGAAUCACAGAUCAGGCACGGUAGCCUGGCUGUUGUUACGCUUGUCCAAGACCUGGAGCACAUAUUCCAGAAUGCGGGUUCAACAGUUAAUAUAGACCGUGCACAUCAAUCGAAUCUAUUUGUCUUCAGCACAUUCAUGACGACAGUGAAUGUGAAUGUGGACAGUGGAAUUGAUAUCUGGGGUUUGCGUCGAGAUGUGGACGAAAACGGGAUAACGACGUUCAAAAUAGUGCGACUCCUCAACGGAUUAGUACGCCAUGAUGCUGUUGCCCAAAUUGUCGACGCUGGAGUGUAUGAAAUCAAGGUGUACCUCCACAAUACCAUCGAAAAGCAAAAACCCUUCCGUCUGACCCACUUCAAGAACAUCCCAUCGCUUAUCCCGGAUACUCAUCGCUACAUUGAACUGAAACCCAGGCAGCGAACGACGCUCAUCAUUGGAGGACAACUAGAUAGGUUUCACCAUCGCAAACUGCUCGCAAUCCCAAGACAUGAGGUGGAGCCAUUCCGCUAUCCCAAGAUCAAGUUUAUGGUCUUCAACGGCAUUCCAAUACCACCGAGUCAGCGUCUAGAGAUGGGAUUCAUGUACAGUUUGGACAAGAACAACUUUGAGGUCUGGACCAGUCUUGCAUACAAGCAGAUGGGCUUUGUUGAUGUUGAAGCCAAGCAGAAUGACCCGUACACUAUGGGCAUAGUGGAAGGCACCAAAAUAGUGCACCGGUAUCAGCAAUGGCCGAUCCGAAGCGCCGUGUCGUUUCACAAUGGCCAUUGCAUCAUGUUCGCAGACCAGGAGGAAGCUGGGUCGCCGACAAGCAACUUCCUGUGCGUGGAGGACGAUGGCACGCCACACGGCCUAGCGUCCUGGAUGGUUCUCUACCACGGGCUAGUUAACUAUACUGGUGCAUUAGAUAUCUUCUUCAAAACGAGUGGCAGCCCUCAACACGUGGGUAGUACACCGACAAUCCACGUCAUGACCAGUGCCUACAAGUCUUUUGCCAUAACCAACAUCACCUCCGGACUGUAUCUGGUCAAGGUUGCACCAGCCAAGAAGAUCCUGUGGCACAACGACUUUGAUCUUGUCGACUCGCUGGUUGAAGAGGCGUGUGUGAAUCUCACAGGAACCUAUCCGGAGGUGGUCAGUGUAGCCAUGGUGCACGGAUCACUCAACGCUCCACCAGGUUCUCUAUCAGCGCCCGUGUUCAGUAUGAGGAAUAGCAACGGUGCAGUGAACAACGUCGACAUGGUACACUGCAAGCCGCCCAAACCGCCGUGCCGCGAUUGCUUCACAACCGCCGCACCUACCACUACGCCAGCGCACUCCGGUGCUGCUGCUGUGGGGAAGCUCAUCCCGAGCUGUCCGCUACUAGCGCUGCUAACGUGCAGUCUUUGUGCAUUCCUAACGACCAGUAAGCAUUGGUUGUCAAGGUAACCCGCACUAAGCUGCCUGCACAGCAUUGAUAGCAGAACGGUGCAUACUUAUACGUCAGCUUGAUUUAUGUAAGGAUAUCGUUUUUUUGGUUUCCCAAUUUUCGUUCCUGCCAACUUCAUCCACCGCUACAAUCUACACACGCAACCCUUACACGGCUGUGCUACGACAGAAUGCAACCCUUACACGGCUGUGCUACGACAGAAUGCAACCCUUACACGGCUGUGCUACGACAGAAUGUACAUUCUAAUCGACGCUAGUUCUUGAGAUUAUUUUCUAAACUAAAGUAUCCGAUUUCUGUUGACCUGUUGCAUAUUUAGAAAAGGGUAUUUUCGGCUAGGGAGAGCAUGCAUGCAACCGGAUUGUUUUCAACACGAUAUAAAACAAUAUAUUUUACGUUAUAUUUUACGCUUUUUUUUCUCACUGGUUGCGGCCGGCAGCCUGGUGGGUGAGCAGGAUUCCUGUUCUUGUUUCCCUUAUGCCGCAUUUUUCUUGACUAUCCCCCUCUCCCUCCCCCCUCCCAACACACGUACUACACAUACCGGCGGCAUUGUGAUUUGUGUACUUAUAUUCUGUGCAGUGAGAUCCUAAUGUUGUCCAUUCCAUA
Messenger RNA from Sycon ciliatum, 2911 nucleotides. RefSeq lists its product as uncharacterized. NCBI's taxonomy places the organism in Eukaryota, Metazoa, Porifera, Calcarea, Leucosolenida, Sycettidae. The coding region runs from base 295 to 2307 and encodes 670 amino acids. The record is from RefSeq and is a predicted model, not a curated record. The transcript is spliced from 8 exons.